GUCGCCGGGGUCGCCUGCGCCUGCGCACUGCGCCACUUUGGUCGUCGCACCCGGCGCAGCGUUGCUCCCCUUACUCUCCCCGCGCCCGGUUGCCCCGGGCAACAGCGGCUUUCCUCUCCCCCCGCUCCCCACCCUGCCCCCACCCCAGCCGCGUAGCGCCAUGUCGUGGGACCCGGUGAACAACCUCUGCGAGCAGCUCGUGAAGGCGGUGACGGUGAUGAUGGACCCGGCCUCCACGCAGCGGUACCGCCUGGAGGCCCUCAAGUUCUGUGAAGAGUUUAAAGAAAAGAGCCCAGUAUGUGUUCCCUGUGGACUGAAGAUGGCCGCGAUAACACAGACUGCUAUUGUCAGACACUUUGGUCUUCAGCUCCUGGAGCAUAUGGUGAAGUUCCGGUGGAACGAUUUGGAUCGGUAUGAGAAAGGCUUUUUGAAGAACAACGUUAUGGAGCUUAUAUCCAAUGGUACCCAGAAUAUUUUAGAGGAAGAAAGUCACAUUAAAGAUGUCCUUUCUCGCAUUGUAGUAGAGAUGAUCAAGCGUGAAUGGCCCCAGCUCUGGCCUGACUUGUUAAAUGAGCUGGACACUCUCUCCAAACAGGGGGAGACUCAGACAGAGUUAGUGAUGUUCAUACUUUUACGACUGGCAGAAGAUGUGGUGACCUUCCAGACUCUUCCAGCCCAGCGACGACGUGAUAUACAGCUAACUCUCACCCAGAACAUGGAGACUAUCUUUAGCUUCCUGCUCAACACCUUGCAGGAGAAUGUAAACAAAUACAGACGCAUGAAAAUGGAUGCAACACAGGAAUCAAAAGCACAAGCAAGUUGUCGAGUAGGGAUAGCAGCACUCAAUACUCUGGCCGGCUACAUUGACUGGGUGGCUAUGAGCCACAUCACAGCAGAUAACUACAAACUGCUAGAGAUGCUAUGUCUGCUCUUGAAUGAGCCAGAACUUCAAGUGGGAGCAGCAGAGUGUCUCUUGAUCGUGGUCAGCAGAAAAGGGAAACUGGAUGAUCGCAAGCCCUUGAUGGUUUUGUUUGGGGAUGUUGCCAUGCACUACAUCUUCUCUGCUGCCCAGACAGCAAAUAGUGAAGGCCUAGUAGAAAAGCACUAUGUUUUCUUGAAGAGACUUUGCCAAGUCUUGUGUUCUUUGGGUAGUCAGCUGUAUGCAUUGGUGGGCUCUGAUUCAGAUGUGGAAACACCUGUCAACCUUGGAAAAUACCUCGAGUCAUUUCUAGCUUUCACAACCCACCCCAGCCAGUUCCUACGCUCUUCCACCCAGAUCACAUGGGGAGCUCUUUUUCGGCAUGAAGUCCUGUCACGUCAUCCUCUGGUGUUGGCUAUGAUUCCAAAAUACCUGCGAGCAUCUAUGACUAAUCUUGUGAAGGUGGGGUUUCCUUCCAAGACAGACAGCCCCAGUUGUAAAUAUUCUCACUUCGACUUUGAUAGUGAUGAAGACUUUAAUUGCUUCUUCAACUCUUUCCGUGCACAACAAGGAGAGGUGAUAAGGAUGGCAUGUCGCUUGGACCCUCGAACUGGCUUCCAGAUGGCUGGAGAAUGGCUGAAAUAUCAGCUGUCUACUCCGGUUGAUAUUGGACCCGUGAACUCUAAAACUGGUGAAGGCUUCUGCUCCAUCUUUUCAGUUUCUUUUGUGCAAUGGGAUGCUAUGACCUUUUUCUUGGAGAGUGUCGUUAGCCCAAUGUUCCGGUUCAUGGAAAAGGACGAGCUCCCAGUAUCCGAUGGCAUAGAACUGCUACAACUUGUCCUCAGCUAUGAAACAAAGGAUCCCCUCAUCCUGUCCUGUGUCCUUUCCAAUGUUUCGGCACUCUUUCCAUUUGUCACUUACAGGCCAGAAUACUUGCCAGAUGUUCUUUCAAAGCUCUUUGCCUCUGUUACCUUUGAAGUUGUAGAAGAAAGUAAGGCCCCAAGGACCCGUGCAGUGAAGAAUGUGAGAAGACAUGCCUGUUCCUCAAUAAUCAAGAUGUGCCGGGAUUACCCUCAGCUUGUCCUGCCAAAGUUUGACAUGCUGUAUAACCAUGUAAAGCAGCUGCUCUCCAAUGAGCUACUCUUGACCCAGAUGGAGAAGUGUGCUCUCAUGGAAGCCCUAGUCCUCGUCAGCAACCAGUUCAAGGAUUACCCGCGGCAGAAGGUUUUCUUGGAAGAACUCAUGUCUCCUGUCACAACCUUGUGGCUGUCUGAAGAGAUGAGGAGAGUCCUGACCAAUCCUGAAGAGUUUGUCCGCUAUGUUGGUGCUGAUAAUAAACUUACAGACCCAGUCAUGGAAGAUCCCUGUGGCCUAAACCGUUCUAGAAUAAGCUUUUGUGUGUAUACCAUUCUGGGCGUUAUAAAACGGGCUCGUUGGCCUGCUUCCUUGGAAGAGGCGAAGGCUGGAGGAUUUGUGGUUGGGUACAUGCCUAAUGGCAGUCCAAUCUACCGUAAUCCCUGCUCUGUGCAGGUCCUGAAAAUGUUUGACAACUUGCUUGCUCUCAUAAGGACUCAUAACAAUCUGUAUAUGCCAGAGAUGGUGGCCCGGUUUGGGGAAACCUUUGCAAAGGCCUUAGACCUGCUAGAAGUGGAGAAGAAUGCCAUCCUAGGCCUUCCUCAGCCUCUGCUGGAAAUUUAUGACUCUCCUGUUUACAAAACAGUGUUGGAAAGGAUGCAGGGCUUUUUCUGUACCCUGUAUGACAACUGUUUCCAUGUCCUAGGGAAUGCUGGCUCAUCAAUGCAGCAAGAUUUCUACACAGUAGAGGGCCUAGCAGCUGAGCUGCUCAACUCUGCUUUUCUCAACCUAAACAACAUCCCUGACUAUAGACUCCGUGCCAUGCUUCGUGUGUUUGUGAAGCCCUUGGUCCUUUCCUGUCCAUCUGAACAAUAUGAAUCUCUUAUCUGUCCUAUACUUGAACCACUCUUCACCUACUUGUAUGUGAGGCUGUCCCAGAAAUGGCAGGUGAUCAACCAGCGAAGUGUGCUUUGCAGCGACGAAGAUACAGCAGAUGACAACCCAGAAUCCCAAGAGAUGUUAGAGGAGCAGCUAGUUAGGGUGCUUACCCGAGAAGUUGUGGAUCUAAUUGUUGUUUGCUGUGUCGCAAAGAAGGGUGCUGAGCAGAACAGUGCUGUUGCUGCAGAUGGAGAUGAUGAGGAAAUGAUGUCUACAGAGGUGACUCCACCAUCUAAUUCUGAGCUCACUGAAUUGGGCAAGUGUUUGAUGAAGCAAGAGAAUGUCUGCAGUGCACUGCUGAUUACAGCCUUCACAUCCCUUUCAUGGAAGGAUACAUUGUCCUGCCAAAGAACUACCGCAAAUCUGUGCUGGCCGCUGCUCAAGGAGGUGCUUACAAAGAACUUGAUGAUUCCUGAAGCAGUGACCUGGUUUUUCACAAGUGUGCUGACCGGUUUACAAAUACAUGGGCAACACGACGGGUGUAUGGCAGCUCUCGUUCACUUGGCUUUCCAGAUAUAUGAGACUUUGCGUCCACGGUAUACUGAGCUGAAAGCAGUGAUGGAACAGAUUCCAGAAAUUCAGAAAGACUCCCUGGAACAGUUUGAUUCCAAGAUACUCAAUGUAACGCUGCAGAAAGUAACAGACAAGCGCCGGAAGGACCAUUUUAAACGCCUGAUCGCAGGCUGCAUAGGGAAGCCCCUGGGAGAGCAAUUUAGGAAGGAAGUUCAUAUCAGAAACCUUCCCUCUCUUUUCAAGAAGGUGAAGGCACCCCUGGAUACAAAUCCAUUGGAUAAUGAAGAUGGAACCCUCAUUGCGCUCUUUGAGCAAUAGAAGCUCAGGACACUUUCACUACCCCCUUUUCUAUUCUGUGUUCUUUCACAGUAGCCAUUUGCCUUCUUUGUCUACUCUUCCCCUGUGUUUCGAUUCAGCUCUAUCACUGCCCCCCCAACUCUUUCUGCUUGGGAGGCUAGAGGAUUGAGUUGUCACAUCCCACCUACUACACAAAACCUGUUGGAUUUCCCCAUCUCCAUUUGCAGCUUUAUUGCACAACCUCAUUUUCCUUGGAUGGAGCCUAGCCAUUCAGCCCUAUCAAUCAGUGGACCAGUUCUGUAGGAACUAACUUUCACAUGGGCACACAAUGCUUUUC
Zootoca vivipara (common lizard) is the source of this 4079-nucleotide messenger RNA. RefSeq names its product exportin 5 (gene XPO5). Gene Ontology annotation, cellular component: cytoplasm; RNA nuclear export complex; nucleus. Gene Ontology annotation, molecular function: nuclear export signal receptor activity; small GTPase binding; RNA binding. The record is from RefSeq and is a predicted model, not a curated record. Gene Ontology annotation, biological process: protein export from nucleus; RNA export from nucleus. NCBI's taxonomy places the organism in Eukaryota, Metazoa, Chordata, Lepidosauria, Squamata, Lacertidae.